This is a messenger RNA of Ichthyophthirius multifiliis, 299 nucleotides long. RefSeq lists its product as hypothetical. Lineage: Eukaryota; Ciliophora; Oligohymenophorea; Hymenostomatida. The record is from RefSeq and is a predicted model, not a curated record. The coding region runs from base 1 to 291 and encodes 96 amino acids. The transcript has 2 exons.
AUGGAAGAUCCUGAAAAAAAACCAUUAAAUAAAGGAGGAAAAGGUGAUGAUUCUGAAAAAAAAGAUCCAAAUAAAAAAGAAGAAGAAGAAAAAGGUUGUUGCGAUAAAUUUGCUGCAUGCAUAGAAGCAACAUGCAAAUUUUUAUACAAAAUUACAGUUGCAACAUGUAAUGCAAUUAAAUCAUGUUUAGCAUUUUUUUGGUAUCCCGUUAAAGAAAGGUGUUGUUUAUGUAUUGAUAAUUGUGAUAAAAAAUUAAAUCCUUGGAAAGAUCCAAGUUAUACUCAUGUCUGAGAUAUUUU